This is a messenger RNA of Nicrophorus vespilloides, 893 nucleotides long. RefSeq names its product rhythmically expressed gene 5 protein (gene Reg-5). Lineage: Eukaryota; Metazoa; Arthropoda; Insecta; Coleoptera; Silphidae. The transcript is spliced from 3 exons. Bases 172 to 825 code for a protein of 217 amino acids. The record is from RefSeq and is a predicted model, not a curated record.
AUUCUUUACUGACGUCACUGCGGCCAGUAUAUAAAGUAUGUCUGGGUUGUCGGUCGAAGCAAUUUGAGUUUAACAUUUUACUGCUCAACAACAAACCGAUCGCUCCGCGUCUAAACAAUUUCUCAGCAAUUAUUUCUAAAAAAAAACGUAAUUAAUUUAUAAAUUAUCAAGAUGAUCAUGUUCGGGCUUCUGUGUUUUUGUGCGGCGUUUGGUGAAAUUACGUCCUCCGCCAUACCCAUGUGGGAAUAUUUAAGUAAAGAUGAAAAGAUGUCCUAUCUGUAUUCGAUGUUCGCGAACCAAGUGGAGACAUUUUGUGAAUCGUCCGAUAUGAAAAACUGCAACCAGGAUCUGCUCAAAUACGGAUUAAACAAGUUGAAAGUUAUGCCUGAAGAUCAUUUGGACACGAUGGAUCCUUACCAAAGGGGAGCACACACACUAAUUUGGGAUUCGAUGAUGGAAGGUCACGAGAUGAUGUCAAAGAAGCCUAAACAAAAGGAAACGUCUUCGGUGAAACCCAAUUCGUACGACGAUCAAUCAUCAUUUUCGCUGAACGAAGAUUAUCAAGGUCAAGCGUCGGCGAGAAUCGAGACCGUCUACAAAGUGUUGCCACCAAGAAACGUCCUCACAAUUUCGAGCGGUCCGUCGCAAUACAAGACGCCUUUCGUCCAGAACAAAGUGGAUUACGUGAACGUUCCCUUAACCGGUCCGAUGGUCGUCAAAGUCCAUCUGGAUGGAAGUCCGGUGAAAGAUCACACGGAUUUACCGCAAGACGACGAUCUCAAACACUACAAGAUGUCCAAACUGAGGCUGCCCAAUUUCUCUUGAAUCCACUCACUUUUUCCCACAAUUAUUUUCUUUCUUUUUUAAUUAUUAUUCUCUUACGUUCUGUAAAA